Carlito syrichta (Philippine tarsier) is the source of this 1646-nucleotide messenger RNA. RefSeq names its product aldolase, fructose-bisphosphate B (gene ALDOB). Lineage: Eukaryota; Metazoa; Chordata; Mammalia; Primates; Tarsiidae. Gene Ontology annotation, cellular component: cytosol. The coding region runs from base 125 to 1219 and encodes 364 amino acids. Gene Ontology annotation, molecular function: fructose-1-phosphate aldolase activity; fructose-bisphosphate aldolase activity. Gene Ontology annotation, biological process: glycolytic process; fructose 1,6-bisphosphate metabolic process. The transcript is spliced from 9 exons. The record is from RefSeq and is a predicted model, not a curated record.
AAAAAACUGAUGAAAAGUCUAUAAAAACUGUGUGCAACCAAACAUUCUUUCUAUUUGGCAGCUGCUGCCUCACCUACAGCUUCUGACAUCUAAGGGGCUCUUCUCUCCCAAACUACCCAUCACCAUGGCCCACCGGUUUCCAGCCCUUACCCCAGAGCAGAAGAAGGAGCUCUCAGAAAUCGCCCAGCGCAUUGUUGCCAACGGAAAGGGGAUCCUGGCUGCAGAUGAAUCUGUAGGCACCAUGGGAAACCGCCUGCAGAGGAUCAAGGUGGAAAACACAGAAGAAAACCGCCGGCUGUUCCGAGAAAUGCUCUUCACUGUGGACAAUUCUGUCAACCAGAGCAUUGGGGGUGUGAUCCUCUUCCAUGAGACCCUCUACCAGAAGGACAGCAAAGGAAAGCUGUUCAGAAACAUCCUCAAGGAAAAGGGGAUCGUGGUGGGAAUCAAGUUAGACCAAGGAGCUGCUCCUCUUGCAGGAACAAACAAAGAAACCACCAUUCAAGGGCUUGAUGGCCUCUCAGAGCGCUGUGCUCAGUACAAGAAAGAUGGUGCUGACUUUGGGAAGUGGCGUGCUGUGCUGAGGAUUGCAGACCAGUGUCCAUCCAGUCUUGCUAUCCAGGAAAAUGCCAAUGCCCUGGCCCGUUACGCCAGCAUCUGUCAGCAGAAUGGACUGGUACCUAUUGUUGAACCAGAGGUAAUUCCUGAUGGAGACCAUGAUCUGGAACACUGCCAGUAUGUUACUGAGAAGGUCCUGGCUACUGUCUACAAGGCCCUGAAUGACCAUCAUGUUUAUUUGGAGGGCACCCUGCUGAAGCCUAACAUGGUGACUGCUGGGCAUGCCUGUACCAAGAAAUAUACUCCAGAGCAAGUGGCUAUGGCCACUGUCACAGCCCUUGAUCGUACUGUACCUGCGGCUGUUCCUGGCAUCUGCUUUUUGUCUGGCGGCAUGAGUGAAGAGGAUGCUACUCUAAACCUCAAUGCUAUCAAUCUUUGCCCUCUACCAAAGCCCUGGAAACUAAGUUUCUCUUAUGGACGGGCCCUGCAGGCCAGUGCACUGGCUGCCUGGGGAGGCAAGGCUGAAAACAAGAAAGCAACCCAGGAGGCUUUUAUGAAGCGGGCUCAGGCUAACUGCCAGGCGGCCAAAGGACAGUAUGUUCACACAGGAACUUCUGGUGUUGCUUCCACCCAGUCACUCUUCAUGGCCUCCUAUACCUACUAGGACCUGGUGCCCAUCAGGCUGGCUCCAGCACUUCUAGUGGGAGGGCUGAAAGGGAACAACUAUUCCACCACCUCUGGAAAUUAGACAAAAUUAGACUGGAACUGCUGGAAACACAAUGCAUGUUAAAUCUUAAACACAAGGGGAAAAAAAAUCAGCUAUUGAAACAUAAGAAAGAAUAUUAAGAAACUGAUGAAAUUUCACACAAUAGUUCCCUUGCAACACUUUCAGCUCCCCUUGCCCCAGAGUACCUACCCAAGAUAACAAUAGGCUUUAAAACCAAAAUCAUCUCUUCAUCCAAAUAACAACUACCAAAUGAAACAUCUCAAAAGCUAAGUGCAGAAAAGUGCAUCUCAUGAAACAAUCUCAGCAACAGUAGACUGGGAAAGAGACAGCUGCAACCACAAAAUAAAUGUUCUAUAAACCUUCA